Molecule: messenger RNA, 1128 nt
Organism: Beta vulgaris subsp. vulgaris (sugar beet)
Lineage: Eukaryota; Viridiplantae; Streptophyta; Magnoliopsida; Caryophyllales; Amaranthaceae
Product: kinesin-like protein KIN-14C
Exons: 7
Coding region: 86-883 (265 amino acids)
Biological process (GO): microtubule-based movement
Molecular function (GO): microtubule binding; ATP binding; microtubule motor activity
Source: RefSeq, a predicted model, not a curated record
AUCAGAGUUGGUGCAGAGUGCUCUGGAUGGAUAUAGGGUUUGUAUAUUUGCUUAUGGGCAAACAGGUUCGGGGAAAACAUACACCAUGAUGGGAAGGCCUCAGUUUAUGGAUCAGAAAGGCCUUAUACCUCGAUCUUUAGAGCAGAUAUUUGAGACUAGCCAGAGACUCUCAGCUCAAGGCUGGAAAUAUAAAAUGCAGGCAUCAGUUCUGGAAAUUUACAAUGAAUCAAUUAGGGACCUACUGGCGACUAAUCGAACAAGUUGGGAUGCUGCACGUACAGAAAAUGGUGUUCCAUUAAAGCAACAUGCUAUUAAGCAUGAUGCUAAUGGGAACACUUACGUCUCUGAUCUUACCAUCGUUGAUGUCUGCAGCUCAAAAGAGGUUGCUUCUCUUUUGCAUCAAGCUGGUCAAUGUCGAUCGGUGGGGAAGACACAAAUGAAUGAGCAAUCAUCAAGAAGUCACUUUGUCUUUACGUUGCGGAUAUCUGCAGUUAAUGAGACCACUGAAAAGCAUGGUGUUUUGAAUCUAAUUGAUCUUGCUGGAAGUGAGCGGCUCUCUAAAAGUGGCUCAACCGGUGAUCAAUUGAAAGAGACUCAGGCCAUUAAUAAGAGCUUGUCCUGCCUUGCUGAUGUCAUAUUUGCUUUGGCUAAAAAGGAAAGCCAUGUUCCUUUCAGGAACUCAAAGCUUACAUAUCUUCUCCAGCCUUGCCUUAGUGGGGACUCCAAGACACUGAUGUUUGUCAAUCUCUCACCUGAACCUUCAUCAGUCAACGAGUCGUUAUGUUCUCUCCGAUUCGCCGCCAGAGUUAACACUUGUCAAAUAGGUGUUCCUCGCCGUCAGACGGCUGUAAGAUCAGCAGAUUCUCGUUUAAGCAUAGGCUGAGAUAUGAUUACCCUUCUUUUUAUUCUUAACAUCUAAUAUCACAUUCACAAUUUCUGUGGGUUACUUGUAUGAAAUUUGUUCCUUAGAGUGUAUGGGUUGUGUAAUCUAUAUUACAUGAUGGGCCGUUAUUGGAUUUGUAUAAGCAGCUAUAGGUUGCAUUAAUUGGUUUAUUCUGAUCUAUGUUGUAAUAUUAUCCGAUCCGAGGGCAAAGUUUCCAGCUUGCCUAAUUUUACUUGAUUUGAUUA